AUGGAAAAGAAGAAGGAAACCCUUCUGAACAAAAUUUACUACAACCCCAAGCACGAGGCUAGUUUUGGAGGUUUAGAAAAAUAUUAUCGUGCGGCGAGAGCAAUGAAAAACAACCUAAAUAUUAGUCGAAAUGACGUGCGUGAAUGGUUACGCUCGCAAGAGACAUAUACCUCACACAAGCCUGUCCGGAAAAAUUAUUCUCGAACGAGAGUUUUUGUUGCCGGUAUAGAUGAUCAAUUUGAAGCUGCAUGA
Paramuricea clavata is the source of this 252-nucleotide messenger RNA. NCBI's taxonomy places the organism in Eukaryota, Metazoa, Cnidaria, Anthozoa, Malacalcyonacea, Plexauridae. The record is from the annotation of a GenBank genome assembly.